Messenger RNA from Thunnus maccoyii (southern bluefin tuna), 1800 nucleotides. RefSeq names its product aldehyde dehydrogenase, mitochondrial-like. Gene Ontology annotation, molecular function: aldehyde dehydrogenase (NAD+) activity. The transcript has 13 exons. NCBI's taxonomy places the organism in Eukaryota, Metazoa, Chordata, Actinopteri, Scombriformes, Scombridae. The record is from RefSeq and is a predicted model, not a curated record. Bases 102 to 1658 code for a protein of 518 amino acids.
GUCUAUCUCUGCCUUCCUACGCUAGCUGUUCAGUCUUGGCCUAGCCUGCGGGGAAACGACUUUCGAACAACUCUCGCAUUUGGUGUUCAGGGAGAAGCAUCAUGCUCCGUAUCGUGUUUUCUCGGACUCUUCCCAGACUGAACAGACUGUCGGCGUGUCACUACUCUGCUGCCGCCAUCCCAGCACCCAGCACCCAACCCGAGGUCCACUAUAACAAGCUGUUUAUCAACAACCAGUGGCAAGAUGCAGCGAGUGGGAAAACUUUCCCUACCAUCAACCCAGCAACUGGUGAGGUCAUCUGUGAAGUUGCAGAGGCUAAUGAGGCAGAUGUAGAUAAGGCGGUGAAAGCAGCACGCAAUGCCUUUAAGUUGGGAUCAUCGUGGAGAAGGAUGGAUGCUUCUCAACGUGGCCUACUGCUCAACCGAUUGGCUGAUGCCAUUGAGAGGGAUGCUGCCUACCUCGCUGAACUGGAGACCCUUGACAAUGGGAAGCCAUACACUGUUUCCUACUCUGUGGAUCUGCCCAAUGUGGUGAAAUGCUUCAGGUACUACGCAGGCUGGGCUGACAAAUGGGAGGGAAAAACUAUUCCCAUUGAUGGAGACUAUUUCUGCUACACGAGACAUGAACCCAUCGGAGUCUGUGGACAGAUAAUACCGUGGAACUUCCCUCUGUUGAUGCAGGCCUGGAAACUUGGCCCUGCCCUUGCAACUGGUAACACUGUGGUGAUGAAAGUUGCAGAGCAGACGCCACUCACAGCACUCUAUGUAGCCAGCCUGAUUAAAGAGGUGGGUUUUCCUGAAGGUGUUGUGAAUAUCUUGCCUGGCAUGGGGCCAUCAGCUGGGGCUGCCAUAGCAAGGCACAUGGAUGUUGACAAGGUGGCCUUCACUGGAUCCACAGAGGUUGGUCAUCUAAUCCAGCAGGCUUCAGGCAGCAGCAACCUGAAGAAAGUCACUCUGGAGCUGGGAGGAAAGAGUCCUAAUAUCAUCCUGUCUGAUGCCAACAUGGAAGACGCAGUAGAGCAGUCCCACUUUGCUCUGUUUUUCAACCAAGGCCAGUGCUGCUGUGCUGGAUCUCGGACCUAUGUCCAAGCAGACAUCUACGAUGAGUUUGUGGAGCGGAGCGUUGAGCGAGCUAAGAGACGGGUGGUGGGGAACCCUUUUGACUUAAACACCGAGCAGGGACCUCAGGUGGAUCAGGAGCAGUUCAGCAAGAUUCUGGGCUACAUCAGCACUGGGAAGAGAGAAGGAGCCAAGCUGAUGUGUGGAGGAGGAGUGGCUGCUGACAGAGGAUACUUCAUCCAACCUACUGUGUUUGGAGAUGUCCAGGACAACAUGACCAUUGCUAGGGAGGAGAUCUUUGGUCCAGUGAUGCAGAUCUUGAAGUUUAAAACACUUGAGGAGGUGGUAGAGAGAGCCAAUGAUACUAAGUAUGGUUUAGCAGCUGCUGUGUUCACUAAGGACAUUGAUAAGGCUCACUAUGUCUCCAAUGGGCUCCGUGCUGGCACAGUCUGGAUUAACUGUUAUGAUGUGUUUGGAGCUCAGGCCCCAUUUGGAGGUUACAAGGCUUCAGGAAAUGGCAGAGAGCUGGGAGAGUAUGGUCUGGACAACUACACAGAAGUCAAAACAGUGACCAUCAAGGUACCACAGAAGAAUUCUUAAACAUGUACAGUGAGCCCAGCCAGCAGCUGAUUGCUGUCAACCAGGAAGCAGCUGAGAGGGAACAUGUCUAUUUGUAAUCUGUGGGAGUCUUUGAUUCGUGGUUUCUAAUUUUAAAUAAUAAUAAAUGCAUUUGAGACACUCA